This is a messenger RNA of Thamnophis elegans (Western terrestrial garter snake), 1130 nucleotides long. RefSeq names its product putative gastrointestinal growth factor xP4. Gene Ontology annotation, biological process: maintenance of gastrointestinal epithelium. The transcript is spliced from 6 exons. Lineage: Eukaryota; Metazoa; Chordata; Lepidosauria; Squamata; Natricidae. The record is from RefSeq and is a predicted model, not a curated record. Bases 114 to 815 code for a protein of 233 amino acids.
AAAAAAGCUUAGGGUAUUUAAGGACUGAAGUGUUUUAUGGUUUGUACAGUUGGGUAGCUGUUAUAGAAUCACAAACACAAGAACAUUGAAGAGCACAGAUACAGGAUAAAGGAAUGGAGUAUAAGACCUGUUUAGUACUAACUACGGCCUUGUGUUUUGGAUUUGUUUGCCCUCAAAAGGAUAGUCACCCACCAUAUGCCUGUCAAUGUCUAAUGGAAACCAGUGAAAGAGAGGAAUGUGAAUUUUCUUCAGGAAACAUUACUGCAGAGCAGUGCACAGAAAAUGGAUGCUGCUUUGAUGCAUCGGUGCCUGAUGUCCCCUGGUGCUUCAAACCAUCGGGUGAAAGAGCUUCAGUAACCUAUGCAAGGAAAAUGAUUCCAUCUCAAGAAAGAAAGGAGUGUGGUUAUCACGGGAUCACACGCAAAAGGUGCAAACGGAUUGGAUGCUGCUUUGAUCUAAAGGCAUACUGGUGUUUUCAUCCCCCAGUAAAUAAUGUUUCUCAACACUGUGUAAUGGAAGGGAGUGCGAGGCUAGAAUGUGGUUACCCAGGCAUCACCGCUGAGGAAUGUCAAGCAAAGGGAUGUUGCUUCAAUUCAUAUGACAUUAAUACCCGGUGGUGCUUUCAUCCUCUGUCGGACACAGUACCUGCAAGGCUAUGUGGAAUGGCACCCAAGAAACGAAUGUCGUGUGGAACUCCUGGCAUUUCUGCUGAUGAAUGCAUGGCGAAAGGAUGCUGCUAUGAACAUUACCAGUAUGCCAACCUGGUUCCCUGGUGUUUCCAUCCACAUGAAAAACAAGGAAAUUAUUCUCUCUGAAGAACAACAUUGAAAGAAAUAUGGUUUAUUUAAAGAAAUGCUUGCAGAGUGAAGGCCAAUAGACAUAAUGUUAGUAUGUAGAUUUCUUCAUAUUCUUUGUAUUAUGUAAAUGUUUACUGUUUGAUAUUUUGAGAAUAUUCUGCAUCUCUUCUCACUUUUUCAGAAGGAAGAACUGUUGCAUCAUUACUAGAAUUAUCAAGGAAUAAAUCAAUGAUUUCAUAUUUUUGCACAAUUCCGAAUGAUAAAUAACAGACAAGUCACUAAAUGUAGUACAUUUUUGAUCUAAAUAUUCAAAAUAAACAAUUUGAAAGUACA